Molecule: messenger RNA, 231 nt
Organism: Trichosurus vulpecula (common brushtail)
Lineage: Eukaryota; Metazoa; Chordata; Mammalia; Diprotodontia; Phalangeridae
Product: cytochrome c oxidase subunit 7A-related protein, mitochondrial-like
Exons: 1
Coding region: 1-231 (76 amino acids)
Biological process (GO): mitochondrial respirasome assembly; mitochondrial electron transport, cytochrome c to oxygen; regulation of oxidative phosphorylation
Source: RefSeq, a predicted model, not a curated record
AUGUACUACAAGGUCAGAGGCUUCAUCGAGAAGCUGGCUGGGUCCUGGGCUUCAGCCACCUACAGCCCACGGGGUUUAAAGCCUGUGGCAUCCUCAGGACCACCACCUAUUAUAUUUGCCACACCAAUGAAAUUUGUCUCAGAACCAGCUCCAUAUGACUAUGCUGGAAAAACAAAGCUCCAGAGCCACAGAAAUUUUUUCAGAAAUCUGGUGAUUUACCUGUCCACUUGA